AUGCACACACACAUCCCAUCGCUGGUGUAUGUGGAUGACUGCACCGUGGGCGUCACAGUCUCCAUCAAGAAGCCGGACUAUUCGCCACUGCAAGUAAUUUUGGGAGCGACUGCAGACGUGGACGGAGGAGAGCAGGAUUACCAUCAACCACAGCAAAACUGUGCUACACCACGGCAUCCUUGGCGCCCUGACCUGCCCAGUGCCGACGAGCCCUGUCAAGCCGCUCCGACCCCCUCCUCGUCCUGCCACGGGACACCACCACAUCACACCACCACUAGAUACUACGACACACCACCACACCACAUUACUACCACAACCACCACCACCACCACAACCAUCACCACACAUCAUACCAUACCACAAAAACACCACACCACAACCACACCACACUACGGCAUCCUUGGCUCCCUGAUCUGCCUAGCGCCGACGAGCCCUGCCAAGGCCCUCUGUUCUCCUCCCCGUCCUGCCACAGCUAAGACACCACCACAUCACACCACCACUAGAUACUACGACACACCACCACACCACAUUACUACCACAACCACCACCACCACCACAACCAUCACCACACAUCAUACCAUACCACAAAACACCACACCACACCACACCACACUACGGACACCACCACAUCACACCACCACUAGAUACCACGACACACCACCACACAACACUAUUACCUCCACCACCACCACCACCACCACCAUCACUACACAUCAUACCAUACCACACAACACCACACUACACUACACCACACCACACUACACUACACCACACCACACUACACCACGGCAUCCUUGGCGCCCUGACCUGCCCAGUGCCGACGAGCCCUGUCAAGCCGCUCUGACCCCCUCCCCGUCCUGCCACGGGACACCACCACAUCACACCACCACUAGAUACUACGACACACCACCACACCACAUUACUACCACAACCACCACCACCACCACAACCAUCACCACACAUCAUACCAUACCACAAAACACCACACCACACCACACCACACUACGGCAUCCUUGGCUCCCUGAUCUGCCUAGCGCCGACGAGCCCUGCCAAGGCCCUCUGUUCUCCUCCCCGUCCUGCCACAGCUAA
Messenger RNA from Scylla paramamosain (green mud crab), 1089 nucleotides. Its product is annotated as mucin-2-like. The coding region runs from base 1 to 1089 and encodes 362 amino acids. The transcript has 6 exons. The record is from RefSeq and is a predicted model, not a curated record. Lineage: Eukaryota; Metazoa; Arthropoda; Malacostraca; Decapoda; Portunidae.